UAAAAAAAAAAACUAACUAGACAUUCCUUUUAUCAUAUAAUUAAUCACAUGUCAAAUUUUACAAAAUCAAAAGAAAUGGGUAAAGAAAUUGACUCUGAUAAUACCAAAAAGAGAAGGAAAUCAGUUAGUGGAAAUUCUGGUAUAUCUUUGAAGGAUGGAGAUACAUAUAAGGUUAUAAUUAGUUAUGAAGAGAAAGAAGCUAUGGAACGUUUGCCAGAAAGUGAUUCUGAAAGUUUUUUAUCUACUUGCGAUAAUAUACGUAGAGCUAUGAAUAAAAUUGCAAAGUUGAAAACUAGUGGAGAUACAAAUGCUAAAGACGAAAUACGUGAACUUCAAAUUCAAACGUCAUUAGCAUUUAUUGAACUUAAAAAAUUAAAUAGAAUGGAAAAAUUUCGUACAAAGUUUGCUAGAGAUUCUCUUAUAUCUUCAAAAAGCAGUGUUGACAGUAGACAUUUACAUUUGCAAAACUUAUUGUACGAAGUAAUGCAUUUAAAAAAGGAAGUUGUUAAAUGUCUUCAAUUCAAAUCUAAAGAUGAAUUAAUACAACUUGUAUCGGAAGAAGAAUUUUAUAAGGAAGCACCUGAAAAUAUUUCUAGACCGGAAAUAACAAAACAUAAUCCUCAUCAAUUAAGAUUGGCACGUCUUGAAUGGGAAUUGACACAAAGAAAACAAUUAGCUGCAUUAUGCGAUGAAUUGACAGAAAACAAGAAGGCAGUAGCAUCAAGUAUUGCAUUGAAACAAACUCGACUUGAUAAUCUUGCACCACAACUUCAUUCAAUAUUAGAAGCAAGUAAGCCAUUGCAAGAGAGUCUUGGUUUGCUAUUGGAUAAAGUUAGACAAGAACAUAAUAAAGCAACAUUACUUGCAUCUCCUCUAUAUGUUCUUUAUGCAAAGGCAUCUGCAUACAGAGAUGCAUAUGAUAAUUCUAUAAUAGUGAAAGUAGAAGGUGAUGAAGAAGAAGCAAAACGUGCAAAUAAUCAAGAUGGAUUACAAGAAUCUGAUUCAGAUGCUGAAACCAUUUCUGAAAAUAUUAUAGAAGAAACACCUGUACACAAGAAAAGACAUCAUAGAUUAUCUAGAGAAGCCAGACAGGAAGAGAAAAGAACAAAACUAUUACAAAGACAUCCUUUAAAUGUGAAAAUAAUUAUUAAAUUAAAAAAUGAAACAAAAUUGACGUUACAAUUUUAUUAUAUGAUGUUUCUGAAAGUUGUAACUGUAGAAUCAAAAUUAAAAACGGAUGGUAUUACAGGCAUUACUACAGGAGAUAUGCUUGUAUCAGAAUCAAUUUUACGUGAAUUAUAUCCAGGAGAUUUAGGAUUAGAAAGUCCAAAUCCUGCUAAUUAUUAUCAAUUAAAUCGACAUAAUUUGGGUCAAUUUUCAUCUCUUGGAUUAGGAAUACCAUAUAAAUGGGCACAAAGAAUGGCUGGAUUGCACUUUAUUUCGCCAGACGCUAGAGAACAAAAGCUUACGAGUUGCGAAAAAACACAAGAUAGCGUUGAAUGUGUAUUAAGAGAAAUUAAAAGACGUGUAAUAGCAAGAUUAGAAUUAUGCACAGAAAUUCGACAGUUGGAAUGUGGAAAUUUACCAGUUUUCACCACUAAUAAUAAUGAUCUUCUACCGCAAAAACUCAAUGCAAUUUUACAAAAAUUCUCAACAAUUUCAUGGAGUAAUUAUUGCAAUAGUGUAAAUCCCAUUUUUCAAGAACAAGGAUUAGUAUCUUCAUUGGAUAUAUUUUAUGAAGCUAUACUUCGUCGAGGAAAUAAUGAAUUAAUUGCUAGAAUAGCUAUAAAACCGGAUUACCCAAAAAUAGCACCAAUAUUUAAUAUAAGUAUAAAUCCUACAGUAUCUGCAUCUAUAGAUAUUUUAAGAGAUAUUGAAAGAGAGGUAAAUGUUACGUGGAUAAAACCACCAACAUUAUCAGCACAACUUCAACGUUUGCGAGCAUGCUUCGAUAUUUAUUUGGAAUCAGAAACUAUUGUACCAAAAGAAAAAAUUUUCUUUCAUCCUGUAAAAGGUCGUACUCGUGCUAGACCAUAUAAAUAUUUAGAAUUAGGAGGUGGAAUAUUUAUUCAUCGUUAAUUUAAUACAAUACAAAAUGAUAAUAUGAAUACAUUUUAGU
This is a messenger RNA of Apis mellifera (honey bee), 2119 nucleotides long. RefSeq names its product THO complex subunit 5 homolog (gene thoc5). Gene Ontology annotation, biological process: positive regulation of DNA-templated transcription, elongation; mRNA export from nucleus. The transcript is spliced from 11 exons. The record is from RefSeq and is a predicted model, not a curated record. Gene Ontology annotation, molecular function: mRNA binding. NCBI's taxonomy places the organism in Eukaryota, Metazoa, Arthropoda, Insecta, Hymenoptera, Apidae. Gene Ontology annotation, cellular component: THO complex part of transcription export complex. Bases 49 to 2079 code for a protein of 676 amino acids.